CUUAUUUAUUAUUUUUAUUGUUUGAUUUCUAUAAAGUUUCCUAUAACAUUAUCAUCGUCAUCAUUAUUCCAUGUUAUUUAGGUCAAAAGAAAAACCAACAACACCGGAAGCAUCUAUCAAAGAAUACACCACUAGUGAAGUGAUUGUAGAUGAUCAAUCAUCUGUACACUUUGAUCAUGGUGUUGAACGUGAAGCUCAAGGUUCUAGUUUCUUAGCUUAUUUCAACGUUGUUUGUGUUGUGGCUGGAACAGGUGCUUUAUCACUUCCUUAUGCUUUACGACAAGGCGGAUGGAUCGGUCUUUUCAUUCUUUUUCUGUCAUGGAUGUUCUCUACUUAUACCGGCAUUAUUCUUAUCAAAUGUCUCUAUCACAAUGGACGGACACGAUUAUCAUCUUACCAAGAAAUUGCUCAAGAUGCUUUCGGUACUAUCGGUAGUUGGGUGGCCUUCUUCUUCACUUUUAUCAUCUUGAUUGGUGUAUCUGUAUUAUUCAUGAUGCUUGCUGGUUCUAAUUUAACUGCUAUUUGUCAAGGUACGUCGGCUGAGUUAAGUAUGGAAAUUUGGACCAUCAUUUGUUGUGCUGCUGUGGCUCUUCCUUUUGUCUUUUUCAAAUCGAUGAAAGAAGUUGGAUUUCUCAGUGCAUUUGGUGCUUUGGCAACUGUGAUCACUAUUUUGAUUGUAUUGGUGGAAUCUAUCAAGGACAAGAAAAAUCAUUCAAAUGUACAUACGGAUUCUGUGAUCUGGGAUCAGUUUCCUAUUGCUCUUAGCUCCAUCGUGUUUUCUUUUGGUGGUAAUCCGGUUUAUGCUCAUGUGGAAGCUGGAAUGCGUCGUCCUCAAGAUUGGAACAAAGUGGUGUUUGCUGGACUGACAACAUGCGUGAUUAUUUAUCUUUUGAUUGCUGUGCCAGGUUAUGCUAUUUAUGGUAAUCAAGUAGAAUCUCCUGCUUACAACAGUAUUCCUGAUGGUCCUUCAAAGAUUGCGGCUCAAAUCAUCAUCACUCUUCAUGUUAUCUUCGCAUGUCCUAUCUUAUUGACAGCAUUAUCUUUGGAUCUCGAAAAAUUAUUCAAAAUCUCAUCCUUCCAUCAUUCCCGUUUGGUUGAAAUUGCUCUUCGUAUGACACUUCGUAUUGUGAUGAUUGUUGUCGUGGCUGCUGUGGCAAUCGAAGUACCUUUCUUUGGUGAUUUCCUUAGUUUGCUUGGCGCGUUUUCCAAUUGUGGUUUGGUAUUGAUUUUUCCCGUCGCGUUUUAUCUUCGACUUACUGGUGUUCGGAAUAAACCUUGGUAUGAAUUGAUCGUCUGUUUCUUGAUUGUGGUCUUGGGAAUUGUUGGAUUAAUCUUUGGAUCAAAGUCUGCCAUUCUUAAUCUUCGUGAUGACUUUAACAAAACCUCUUCCUCCUCUUAGUAGUAUAUUUUAUUUUAUGUGUACAUUUAGUUAUACCCCCCUCUCUUUACUGUUUUUUUAUUUGUUUGUUUUUGUCUCUUCUAUUAUUAGAUUAAUUUAUUUAUUUUUAUAAUAGUAAAAUGAUAACUUUAUUUAAUCCCAA
This is a messenger RNA of Halteromyces radiatus, 1541 nucleotides long. Its product is annotated as transmembrane amino acid transporter protein-domain-containing protein. Gene Ontology annotation, cellular component: vacuolar membrane. Gene Ontology annotation, biological process: amino acid transmembrane transport. The record is from RefSeq and is a predicted model, not a curated record. Lineage: Eukaryota; Fungi; Mucoromycota; Mucoromycetes; Mucorales; Cunninghamellaceae. The coding region runs from base 71 to 1399 and encodes 442 amino acids. The transcript is spliced from 7 exons. Gene Ontology annotation, molecular function: amino acid transmembrane transporter activity.